GUCCACUCCCAGUUUAAACAUCACUCUCUACUCUGAAAUAAAUCAACCACUUCUGCAAUAUACUCUCAUUUUUAAACUGUCCCCCAGUUUAAGCUUCAAGAUGGGAUUUUCUAUCCACUGGAGUUGGCUUGCAGCGCUUUUAUGUGCAUUUUGGAUGGGAGCUGGUGUUCGAUGUGCUUGCCCUGAGAGUAAUUUGCAAAUGCAAGGAGGGAAUUACACACUGAGCAACAACCUGGAGAGAGGCAGCAUGUUGGUAUACCACUGUCCUGAGGGCUACUAUCCAUACCCAGCAAUAACCCGCUUAUGUCAGGCUAAUAACUCCUGGAGACCACGACCCAAAAGAUUUCCAGCUCAGAGAUGCAGGCUGAUUGAAUGCCCAGACCCCAAUGUGCUGGAGUACGGAAAUGUCUCCCCCCCUCAGGAGAAGUACUAUGUGGACAACGAGACCACGUAUGAGUGCUACUCUGGAUACACAAUGCGAGGCUCAGCCACACGCGUGUGCUUAAAAAAUGGGAAGUGGAGCGGCUCCACUCCAAUCUGCAGCCGUGACUCUGGGGAUCAUUGCGCUAAUCCCGGUAUCCCACCUGGUGCCUCAAGAGUGGGGAAUAUGUUUGGAAUUGAUGACACGGUGAGAUACACCUGCAAUGGAAACCUGUUUUUGGUGGGCUCCAGCGAACGAGUGUGUCAGGAGAACAGCCAGUGGUCUGGCAAUGAGCCUGCAUGCUACUAUAAACACACCUUCGACACACCACUGGAGGUUUCAAAGGCAUUUGGCAAUUCAAUUAAAGAGAGCCUGACCACUUUAGAGUCCACUGAUGACAUACAGGGGGAGAGAAAAAUCAGGAUUUCAAAAAAUGGCACACUCAACAUUUACAUUGGUGUGGAUAUUUCUGACAGCAUCAGCGAGGAUUAUGUCAAUAAAUCCAGAGACGCUGUCGUGAAACUCAUCACAACGAUUUCCUCCUUUACCGUGACCCCAAACUACGAAAUCACCUUUUUCUCCUCUGAACUCUAUGAAAUUGUCAACAUUAUUGACUUUAUGGACGGCACUGCCAAACUAUCAGAUGUCAAAACUAAAUUAGAAGAAUUUGCUGUUGGUGACAGAAACACGGGAACAAAUCUGAACCUUGUUUUCGAGCAAUUCUUGGAGAAAAUGGCUCUUAUAAAGAUUCGAGCUGGAGAGGAGAAUUUUAAGGAGCAUCGCCACGUCAUCAUCGUUUUUACAGAUGGGGCUUAUAACAUGGGCGGUUCACCAGCACCCACUGUAGCAAAAAUAAAAAACUCAGCAUAUUUGAACCUGGCAGAUGGAUCCAGAGACGACUAUCUUGACAUUUAUAUCUUUGCCAUUGGAGAUGACAUCUUUGAUGAUGACCUAAUGCCCCUCACAGCAGGAACUGGAGGGAACCAUUAUUUCAGAGUUAAGGACUUAGAAAAACUACAAGAGACUUUUGAUGAAAUGAUCGAUGAAGAUGAAGUCAAGGGUCUCUGUGGACUUCACAAAGAGUAUGAGGAUCACCGCAAUGAGCUGAAGAGGAAAAUGUAUCCAUGGAUGGCGUUUAUUUCUACUCAGGCUGACGGUCACUCGAAGAAAUGUAUGGGCUCUCUGGUGACCCCUGAGUUUGUCUUGACUGCUGCUCACUGCGUGUAUGGUUUUUUGCCUGAAAAAGUCACUGUUGAAAUUGAUGAUGGACAACACAAAAUUAAAAAAGCGAAAACUUUAUUUUAUCACCCAAAGUACAAUGUUACUGCCAAAAAGGAUAAAGGCAUUAACGAGUUUUAUGACUAUGAUGUGGCUCUGAUCCAACUGGAGAAAUAUGUUGACAUAUCCACUAAAGUGAGGCCCAUUUGCAUACCUUGCACCCUGGAGACCAAUGCUGCUCUACAUUUGGUGGACCAGAGCUGCCAGUCACAAGAGAGACUUCUGUUAAAGAAUCACCUCGAAAGACUGAAUUUCCUGACAAGGACAAGUAAUGUAGUGGACCUGAAAGAUGUCCACGCUAAGCUUGGUGAUAAUAGAUACGAAUGCAUCAAACAUGCAGUAGGUGUAGAGGGCAUAACGGCUGAUACACUGAGAGACGCUGUGACGGAUAACUUCAUAUGCACUGGUGGUCUACAACCUUUCAGAGAUCAUAUUGCAUGCACCGGUGACUCUGGAGGUGCUGUGUAUAAAAACUUUGAACAUCGCACAAUACAGGUUGCAUUGGUCAGUUGGGGAAGCCAGCAAGUGUGCAGGGACGGUGGUGUUAAAGAAUCAAAGUCAAAUUCCAGAGACUUUCACAUUAAUCUCUUCAAAGUUGUCGAUUUCCUCAAGGCUGUACUUGGAAAACAAGACAUGGACUAUGCACCACUUGAGUUUUUGGAAAAUUAAACACGUUGACAUGCUGCAAUUCAUUUUGGGAUUUCUCGUAUACAGUGUGUGCUUUGUUUAAAACACUGCCUUGGUUUAUUUUUCUAAUUGAAGAACAUAUGAUCAUUCAUGUAUUCUUUUUGUCACACUGUAAACUCACUUUCAUUAUUCAGAAUUUUCUGAAAUAAAACCAAUAAAUGAGGUUUGAGCCAUG
Molecule: messenger RNA, 2561 nt
Organism: Oreochromis niloticus (Nile tilapia)
Lineage: Eukaryota; Metazoa; Chordata; Actinopteri; Cichliformes; Cichlidae
Product: complement factor B
Exons: 18
Coding region: 101-2368 (755 amino acids)
Biological process (GO): response to bacterium; complement activation; proteolysis
Cellular component (GO): extracellular exosome; extracellular region
Molecular function (GO): serine-type endopeptidase activity
Source: RefSeq, a predicted model, not a curated record